AUGGUGUUCGGCGUUUACGGCGACCCACGUUCCCAAAUCGCAAUGGAGGGCGACAUCAACUCGGACGUGGUCACGAUCCGGGUGGGUGAGCCUGAAGACGAACUCACAGAGCUGACUGUCAGCUGCACCGACAAAGUGGGCCUUGGGUGCGACCUCGCCAGCGUCGUCCUCGAGUUUGGGCUCAACGUUGUGAAAGGAGACUUUUUGACGGAUGGACGAUGGUGCCAUGUGGUCUUCUGGGUGGAGACAACUCGCUGCACGCAUGCCGUAUCCUGGCCGCUGCUCAAGGAGCGCAUGACGGCCGUGUGCCCGUCCCUCGAGAUAUCGCUCACGCCGCGGAUACCCACCCCGGCCAAGCAGGACGUCUUCCUGCUGCAAGUGCGGUCGGCAGACCGAAUGGGUCUUCUAAACGACGUAACCCAGCUGCUGUGGGAAAACGAGCUGACGGUACACAAGGUCAACAUCUGCACCAGCCCCGACAACUCCGCCGUCGAUCUCUUCUACAUCACAGACAACAGAAACGAGCUCCCCAAGAAGCGGCGCCGGCUCGACGUCCUCCAGUGCAUACGCGACCCGCUAGGCGAUGACGUCACCUGUGACAUCACCCUCGCGGCGCCCGAGUUCGCCGCGAGCAUUGGGUCGGCCCACGUGGCCCCCGAGGGGUGCCUCCCGGGGGCGCUGGCGCCGCAUCUGGCGGAGGGGCCGAUGACGUCAUCGUUCGAGGAGGACGAGGGAAUUGAGGCGACGGAAGUGUCGAUCGAUAACGGGAUGAGUCGGCUACACAGCGCGCUGCAGGUGUCAACACGGGACCGCAAGGGCUUGCUGUACGACUGUUUGCGGACGCUCAAGGACGUCAACAUCCAGGUGGCGUACGGCCGCAUCGCGCUGCGCGAGGCGGGGCUGCUCGACAUCGACUUCUUCAUCCGGCACCCCAGCGGGCACAAGGUCACCGACCCCAAGGCGCAGCGCGACCUGUGCGGACGGUUGCGGCAAGAACUAGAGCGGCCGAUCCGGCUGGUGGUCGCGCCGCGCGGCCCGGACACGGAGUUGCUUGUGGCGGCCCCGGUGGAGGUCAACGGGCGCUCGCGCCCGCGCAUGUUCUACGAUUGCACGCUCGGGCUGCGGCGGGCAAACGCAUGCGUGUUUCAGGCGGACAUCUCCCGCCACGCUGUAAAUAACAAGCACUGGGAGGUGCACCGGUUUCUGGUACAAGAUUCGACCGGGCAGCCAAUAACGUCUCCGCAACGGAGACAACAAAUCGCGAAAACCGUGCGAUCCCUCCUCAUCGGUUGAGCGGGCAAGGGUUCAAAGCCCUACUCAGGGUAGGUCAGCGUAGCAACAUUCAGGUAGCUAGCGGCGUGUUCAACGUAACAUUUGCAUUGGCUACUUGGCACCUUCGAAGCGCACAGUAAUGCGAGAAGGUCAGCGCAAUCAUCUGGCACGCGUGUUCUUAUCAUUAUCAGUCAAACUCAAGGAAACCUCAGGUACGAGAAUCGCGGAAGUGGACUCAGCCUCCAGGAUAAGAUGUACAUACAGGGAGAAGAUCUUAGGAAAGGUGUCUACAGUCAGCUUCUUCCAUACAAGUUGUGCCACUCGAAGAUCAUUAGUGCAAGCGCAAGUAUAUUCAGCAGCUUUGAUACGACUUUUGAACCAUUGAUUGGACGUGCUUAUACCAUUAACCGGUUCAUGCUUGCGCUCAGAUGAACCGAGCGCCUCAUAAGCUCUGCAGUCAGAAUGAGAAUACACAGGUAAAUAACGCAACGCUAUUUCAUGGGUCC
This is a messenger RNA of Klebsormidium nitens, 1778 nucleotides long. NCBI's taxonomy places the organism in Eukaryota, Viridiplantae, Streptophyta, Klebsormidiophyceae, Klebsormidiales, Klebsormidiaceae. The record is from the annotation of a GenBank genome assembly.